AUGACUACGUCCGUCUUGCGCGCCAGAAGGGCGUUCGCCAGCAGCUUUCUCAGAGCGCCGGCAUGGAAGGGAGCUCGUCAGUACAGCCGGCCGGCGCUGGCGGGCUUGGACAGGUUCCUGAGGGUGUCUGAGGAGGUUCAGGAUGCCAUUGCUACGGGGAAGCCUGUCGUUGCGCUGGAGACUACUAUCUACACUCACGGAUUCCCGUACCCUGAUAAUGUGGACCUGGCCAUGCGUCUUGAGUCCAUCGUGCGGUCGACGGGCGGCGUGCCAGCUACGAUCGGGGUCAUCGACGGCGUUGCGCGCGUCGGGAUGAACGAGACAGAGCUGACGGAGCUCGCGUCCACCCCGCAAAGGACAAAAGUGCACAAGGUAUCCCGCCGGGACCUUGGAUAUAUUUGUGGAGCUGGGAUUCGGGGGAACCUGAUGAACGGCGGAACUACGAUUGCUGGAACGAUGAUUCUGGCCCAUCUGGCGGGAAUCAAAGUUUUUGCUACCGGAGGUCUAGGCGGCGUACACCGUGGAGGAGAGACCACCAUGGAUAUCUCAGCCGACCUCACUGAACUUGGUCGUACACCCGUGGCUGUUGUCAGCUCUGGCUGUAAGAGCUUCUUGGACAUCCAGCGGACUCUAGAAUAUCUAGAAACCGAAGGCGUUGUUGUUGCUGCCUUUGCAGACGGACGCAAGGGAGAUAUUGAUUUCCCAGCUUUCUUCACCCGAGACAGUGGCAUUAAAGCGCCUAGAGUCAUUCAAAACGAACUGGAUGCCGCUGCCAUCAUCUAUGCUCAGUCACAGUUACAACUCAAGUCGGGAAUGCUCUUCACCAAUCCAGUACCAGAGGAGCACUCAUUCCCCAAACCGGAAAUGGAUGCUAUCAUCACUCGAGCUAUUGAACUCGCCCAUCUCGAAGGCAUCCAAGGCAGUGAUAACACCCCCUACGUCUUGGCUAAGAUUGAAGAGCUCAGUGGCGGACGCAGCGUAGCUACUAACAGGGCUCUCGUCGAAUACAACGUAGAGGUCGGCACCAAAGUAGCUAUCGAGCUUGCAAAGCUCGAGUCGGAGAAUGGCAAGGAUGUGGAUCGCACCGUAGCUGGCAGCCUUCCAAUGAAUAAAACUCUUGCCGAAGAGGCUCAGGACAGCAUCGAAUUGUCUGGUGAAUCUACGGAGACUUCUUCAGUUCAGGAGCUCAAACAAGACGUGCCAGAUCUGCUGGUAGCUGGCUCUCUUGCAGUUGAUCUCGCCUGCGACUAUGCGCCGUUAACAAACGGACCCUCAGAUGGUUCGCCAAAGCUACAAACCUCAAACCCUUCAGUCAUAACCCAGACUCUAGGAGGUGUUGGACACAACGUAGCCCUUGCAGCAAGCUAUAUGGGCAGCUCCGUGAUGUUCUGCAGCGUAGUUGCAGACGAUAUCAGCGGCCGAAGCGCUUUGGACACUAUACAGGACUCAUAUAACCCUUUCUUUCAGUCCGAGGGUAUACAGUUACUCCCUUCGGCUCCUAACGCCAGAACAGCACAAUACAUAGCAGUCAACGAUGCCAAAAAGGAUCUAAUGAUCGCCAUGGCAGAUAUGGGCAUUCUCGAGCUGCCCGCGAGCAAGCUUAACUUCCGCACGUACUGGGAGCCGCUUGUCAAAGAUCAACCCGUGCAGCCUUCAUGGGCUGUUGUGGACGCAAACUGGGGCUCAGAGGCAGCUACUGAAUGGAUACAACUUUGCAAGCGUCAGGGUAUGAAAAUUGCGCUGGAGCCUGUGUCUUCUCCAAAGGCUGCAAGGUUAUUCUACCGACAGAAUAAUACAUCCAGCCAUGCUCCAGUUAUAAGGGCCACGGAUAUGGCUCCUGAUAGCCACGUUAUUGAUCUCGCGGCUCCAAACCGGUAUGAGUUGGCUGCCAUGCAUGCCGCAGCACGAGAUACUGGCCACUUUGAUAGCCCCGAGUGGUGGCGGAUCAUCGAUGCCCUCCAGCUACCUAGUAAUGGAUCAAGAGUCCGUUUAAUCUCACUUACAAACACUGAGCUUGUCAAUGAGGGAAUACCUCAACAGACUAUACAGCUUCUUCCAUUAAUACCAUGCAUAUUGACCAAGCUGGGUCCUCAGGGGGUGUUAUUGACCCAGAUUCUAUGGCCUGGAGAUGAGCGGCUGACAAUGAAGGAAUACGCUCCGUAUAUAUUUGGUCGAGGACAGGUUGACGAUAGCCCAGUUGGAGGAGUUUAUAUGCGUUUGUUCCCGCCGGAGGAGACACUUUCGGAUGCUGAUAUCGUUAGUGUUAACGGCGCUGGUGAUACCCUACUUGGCGUAGUUAUGGCUGCGCUUGGAAGAGGAGGACGAGAUCGUGAAGUACGUGUGGAGGAUGUGAUUCCAAUUGCACAGAGAGCAAGUGCUAUGACGAUGAAGAGCAAGCAUGCCGUCAGCCCCGAGAUAUCCCAACUUGCUCCGUUACUGGAGUCGUUGUAA
Nannizzia gypsea CBS 118893 is the source of this 2451-nucleotide messenger RNA. Its product is annotated as IdgA domain-containing protein. Gene Ontology annotation, molecular function: pseudouridylate synthase activity. NCBI's taxonomy places the organism in Eukaryota, Fungi, Ascomycota, Eurotiomycetes, Onygenales, Arthrodermataceae. Bases 1 to 2451 code for a protein of 816 amino acids. The record is from RefSeq and is a predicted model, not a curated record. The transcript is spliced from 7 exons.